Molecule: messenger RNA, 1347 nt
Organism: Lycium ferocissimum
Lineage: Eukaryota; Viridiplantae; Streptophyta; Magnoliopsida; Solanales; Solanaceae
Product: extensin
Exons: 4
Coding region: 184-1044 (286 amino acids)
Source: RefSeq, a predicted model, not a curated record
UUAAGACUUCUUGCUUCUAACUGUUGUUGUUGCUGUUUGCACCAGUUAUCCUAAUAAGUGAAACCAGCUCAAUAUGAGUGAUUAACUCAAGCUCUACUUAAAAUCUUUCCGGUAAUAUAUCCAUUAUCACGAUAUCUCAACAUAUCGACGUUUUGAUACCACCCGUAGUUGAGGAGGAAGAUCAUGAAAAUACCAGCUUAUCAUCAUUCGAUGCUAUACGUUUUAAGCCUUCUUCUGUGUCUUGCAUCUUUCUUCAUCAUAAAUUCUGAUGCUAGAAAAUUAAGUGGUGGAGCGGUUAGCACACUGCAACAUAUUAUUGAAUCAUCUGAAAUCAAUGACCUGAAACACUUCGACGUAUAUUUACCUUCAGAAGAUUCAUCCGAUUCAGUACCCUAUGGUCUCAGUUCUCCCUUCAAUUUGCCACCUUAUGAUUCGCUUCCUCCAGUUCCAAAUACCCCUCCUAGUCCUUUUUGUGUUAAUCCACCUCCAGGCCCAAUUGAAAACCCACCUCAAAGCCCAAUUGAAAACCCACCUCAAAGCCCAUCAUCCACUAUCAUCCCCAGCCCACCCCAAUAUUAUCUUCCUCCCAUAAUCAUUCCCAAUAGCCCACCUCAAAAUAUUGAACCUAGUCCACCCACAACUAUCCCUAGCCCAACAGAGCCCAUUUUUAGCCCGCCAUAUUCUUACGAGCCGAGCCCACCAAGUUAUGUCCCAAUUAGCCCACCAAUAAGCAACACCGGCCCAAGCCCACCAACUGGGCUUUUUCUACCGCCGGUGGUGUAUCCACCACCUACCGUGUUCGUGUUUGACCCGAUUAUUCAAGAAGCUAUGGACUAUGCAUGUGCAUCUGGAGCAGAUUGUGAUCAGAUUGAGCCCAAUGGAUCAUGCUAUCAGCCUGAUACUUUAUUUGCACACGCCUCUUAUGCCUUCAAUAGCUAUUGGCAAAGAACUAAAGUGGCAGGUGGCACUUGUGACUUUGGAGGGACAGCCAUACUUGUCACUGUCGACCCUAGUUUUGAUGGAUGCCAAUUCAUCUAUUACUGAAGGUUUUUGAUUCUCUUUUCUUGCAUACUGGCUUGGAAAUGUUCAAGACAAAGAAGACUACUCCCAUCCGAAGUUUUGUAAUUUUGGACACGGUUAACAGGUGGAUGCAUGUACUGUCUGGACUAUAUAUCCCUUCCAUCUACGACCAGAAACAACAUGUCCUUUCCUUGACGAAUAGUACUCUUUUUUCUUAUAAUUUUAAACUGAAUAUUUAAAUGUAAAAGGAAAAUACCAUUUGGAUUUAACAUUAUCCUGAAUUUUAGUGUUACUAAUAAUAAAUUAAAUAUAUAGAAUAUCCUUUUU